Messenger RNA from Annulohypoxylon maeteangense, 2918 nucleotides. RefSeq lists its product as uncharacterized. NCBI's taxonomy places the organism in Eukaryota, Fungi, Ascomycota, Sordariomycetes, Xylariales, Hypoxylaceae. The coding region runs from base 130 to 2796 and encodes 888 amino acids. The record is from RefSeq and is a predicted model, not a curated record. The transcript has 5 exons.
UGAAGGAUUGCCUUGGGCCACUAUGACUUAUAAAGUGCAACUCGGCCGGCGACAAGAGUUCAACGAUAUUUCCUACGGAUCGGCACUUUGAUGUAUGUGGCUUGAUGAGUCUGUCUUGACGAGUCCACUAUGGACUUUCUCAAUGUCUGGCGUAGCGAUGAUCGUUCUACCGGUUGGAGGCAGGCCGCUAAGGUCAACAGCAUCGUUCUCGCAACUAUGUCGAUAACUCUCAUAGGCUUUCUCAUUGCCGCUGCGACCAAAAAUGGAUUCGACAAAGCAGUGUUCUUUUAUGAUGGUAGUUGCGACGGAGGGAGUGUGGCUAUAGUCAAUAUGGCCCUCCAUUUACUGAUCAACGUCGUCUCAACCCUAGUGGUACCAUCGAGCAACUUUUUCAUGCAAGUUUUGAACUCGCCCUCAAGGCAAGAAUUGAACGCGGCUCAUUUUAAAGGCUCCUGGAUGGGAAUUGGUAUACCGUCAGUUAGAAACGCCUUCAGAGUGUCCCGGUUCAAGACUUUAUGUUGGGUCUGUCUACUUCUCAGCUCGAUCCCACUUCAUCUACUAUUCAACUCUACUGUCUUCCAGACCGAUCGGAGAGAUUCUGAUUACCAUAUGACUAUCGCUACUGAGAAGUUUAUAAACGGGGGGUCCUAUUAUGCGCCAGGGGCGGGCUUAGUACAGGGUGGAUUUAUAUACUGGCUCACCUACAGCAUGCCCACGUCCCUUGCAGAGCCGCAAUGGUUUCCCUACCUGGGUCAAUUAGCGGCCACCACUUAUGGCGCACCUGUCAACCUUACAGACUAUGCAGAUACCAAGUCCGAGGUCAUGAAAAAUAUAUCCGCCAUCGCCUCGGCCGCCAGUGGGUGGGAUAGGCUCGAUGUAAGCCAGUGUAAGCAGGAGUACAUCAGCUGCACCGGGCUGAAAAAGCACCGCAAUGUAGUCCUUGUCGUCGAUAAUGAUGGCUGGAAACGAAACGACAUCUGGCAUCUCCGGGAGAACCAAACCCAGUUGUGGGAUCAAUACGUUCCUGCGAAUCAGUCAAACCAUUUAUUUUAUGAUGCUCAAUGCAUGAUGUACGCCCAACGCAGAUAUGAUACCUCGACUAGUUGUGUCAGUAACUGUAUCGCGGCAUUCGGGGUUGAUAAUUCUCAACAAAAUUUUGAUGUUAAUGCAUUUGUUGCUAAUUCGGAUUGGCAAUACCCUUUCUUCAAUAACAGAACCAAGCGUCUAGUCAACGGGACUACCUCUAUCAACUCUGAAUCAACCAGUGAUAACAUAUAUACAUCCGCCCAAAACUACGGUAGUACUAUCACAUCGGGACUUCAGCCUGGUACGUUCAAUAUCGCAGUAAAAUACUGCCUUGCACAGCCUGUCGACCGAGUUUGCCACAUCGGCCUUUCGCCAAAACUCUUGUUAGCAGUCACCAUGUGUGUGAUCUUCAAGACCUUCACCGCAGUCACGGUUACCAUUGUUUUAAGCCGGCGUAAUCAGCCGCCUUUAGUCACCUUAGGAGACGUCAUAGAAUCUUUCCUCGAAAAGCCGGAUCGUGUUACAGUCGGCAUGUCAACGGUAGGGCAAAAUCAAAUCCGGAGAGCUAUGUCACGGAGGAAGGCCUUCAUCGUUCCAGGACCGAGACAAUGGGAGUCGUUACGAAAAGUGCGAGCAUCGGUUAUUCCCGUAUCCGUGUGGCUAACGAGCUAUGCACUUUUUAUAAUCAGUAUCUCCAUUUGUGCCUAUUUCUACAACAGCAUCGUUGAAAAUAAUAACCUUUUCGGUUCGUUCUUCGAGAGCGAGGAGAAUGCAUUCAUCGAUAUCCCGACCACGUUUGUGGGUGGCGUUUUACUUGCUAACAGUCCGCAACUUUUGCUUUCGUUCUGUUACCUGGCUUAUAACAACCUAUUUACCCGCUUACAAAUGGCUCGGGAAUGGUCACUCUAUAGUGAAGGAUAUCACCCGUUGAGAGUGACGGACCCCAAGGGCGACCAAUACUCUACAUAUCGGCUUCAACUGCCAUAUAAAUACAGCAUCCCCCUCAUACUGAUUAGUAUAUUUCUCCAUUGGUUGCUUUCGAACACCAUAUAUCUCUUUAUAUCAACCGGAGGUUAUUUCGGUAGCGAUUUCGUAUCCGGGGGCCUGAACGAUCCAAGCCUGCCAGCCAACACCGCCAUCGCUGUUGGAUAUUCAGGCUAUUCCCUCCUAGGACUAAUAAUUGUCGCAUGCGUACUAAUCACAGUUCCUUUCUUCCUAAGUUGGAAAAGGCUCCCAUCAAACAUGGUGAACAUCGGAAGCAACUCGCUCGCACUGUCCGCCGCGUGCCAUCCCUCGAUCAUGUCACAUGCCGUUAAGAGUCACACGGACUCGCUGAUAACAGAUUCUCCUGCAAUAUCUACAUUCGACCUCCCAGAAACUCCGCAGCCGCUGAAGCAGUCGUAUACACCGGUUCCAAGCGGUGAUGUCUAUGAUGAGAGUCCUAGGGAAGAUGGUUUCGAGAUGAAGAAAUACAGACCAGCCUCCGUGACCACGAUGAAUCAGUCAUCAUAUCUAUCCCUGUCAUCGAGACAACUGCUUCCAGAUCGCAGCAGCGAGGAUGGCGAAGACACGGGCUAUAAAGGAGAUUGCGAGCAGCAGAACGGACCAUUCACAAAGCUCGCCAGAAGCAAGCUACGCUGGGGCAUCGUGAAGAUGCCCCCCGAGUGGCACGUCGAGAACGAUAACGAAGCAGGCCGCGUCGAACACCUUAGCUUCGGCGUCAAAGAAGACGACGUCCAACCCCCGGAACCCGGCGAGUGCUAUGCGUGAAAAGCGCGCGAUACAACAGGGUCUUACCUUGACGGACAGAUUGCUCAAAGCUUACGGCCUUAGACUCUGUAUUCCGUUUACCCGUCCGCGGAACGCGGGCAUACGGCUAGGUAUGGGGAUAU